Molecule: messenger RNA, 3266 nt
Organism: Hemicordylus capensis (graceful crag lizard)
Lineage: Eukaryota; Metazoa; Chordata; Lepidosauria; Squamata; Cordylidae
Gene: CAVIN4
Product: caveolae associated protein 4
Exons: 2
Coding region: 206-1264 (352 amino acids)
Biological process (GO): regulation of gene expression
Cellular component (GO): caveola; cytoplasm
Source: RefSeq, a predicted model, not a curated record
AUCAUGCAUGGCUAUUUUGUAGUUAUAAAUAUUUGACAAGUCUACUGGGGUGGAGUUUCAGACCCUGCUUUUGAACAUUCCCCUAAAGCCAGCUGUCAAGCAAACUUCUUGCACUAGUGCCAGAAUUGUCCCACUGGGGUUUGAACGGCCGUCGUGAGGAGAGUUUAUAUUUCAGCUCCUGUAGUCUGAUCUGAAGACGGGCAGUAUGGAUCAUCGUGAAACCACCUUGGAGGUGGACAAAAUCCACCAGAAUCGCCUGUCGAGUGUCACGGAUGAUGAUGAGGAACAAGAUGCUGCAUUUACAAUUGUCAGAGUCCUGGACAAGGUGGCCACUAUUGUGGACAGUGUACAGGCCAGUCAGAAACGCAUCGAAGAGAGACACAGAGAAAUGGAGGAUGCCAUCAAGACUAUUCAAAUUGACAUCCUAAAGCUUGCUCAGGCUCAUGGCAAUACUGGGUACACGGUUAACAAACUGCUAGAGAAAACCCGCAAAGUUAGUGCUCGUGUGAAAGAAGUGAGGGCACGCGUAGAGAAGCAGAGUGCUGAUGUGCAGAAGGUUGAGGCCAAGCAAGAGGAAAUGCUGCGGAAAAACAAGUUUCGUGUUGUAAUUUAUCAGGAGGACAUUCAGUGCCCAUCUUCUCUAUCAGUUAUCAAAGACAGGACACGAGGGGAAAGCCUAGAAGAUGCCUUCUGCCCACCCGAUGAUCUCUCCUCUGACGAAGAGUAUUAUAUAGAAGAAAGCAGAGCAUCCCGGUUUAAGAAAUCAGGCAUGAGGCGCAUCGACAAUAUCAAAAAGGCAUUUUCCAGGGAGAACAUGCAGAAAACAAGGCAAAAUUUUGGUAAGAAGGUGGACAGGCUUCGAACUAGAAUAGUAACCCCGGAGAGGAGAGAGCGAAUUAGACAGUCAGGAGAAAGGCUGAGGCAAUCUGGGAUAAGGUUCAAGAAAACUAUAUCCAAGGCAGCACCAACCAAGGAGAUGUUAAAGAAGAAUAAGCAAACUAAGGAGCAACCAGUCACUGAAGGUCAGGAAGGGACCCAAGAAGCAGGUAUUGCUACAACAGCGGAAAGUGGAGAUGCUGAACCAGUCACUGAAGAAAUUUCCUACACUGAAGUGAUAACCAAAGUGAAGAAAGACAAAGGCAGUGGAUCAAAAGGCCCUUCUCAGGCAGAGAAGAUAGUCAUUACUCCUGAAAAAAUAGUUCUCAAACAGGAGGCCAAAGAAGAGGAGGAUGUCCUUCUACUGGAUCUAAAACAAGCUGCUUAAACAGUCUGUCUCCUAUGGGGUAUCUCUGGGGCAGGGGAGGAGCAAUUCCUUUUACUUGGGUAGAUGUAGAGCUCAGUGGUUUUCACACUUCCUUCAGGUAACCCUUUCCAUGUUGAUUUGUCUGCUCAAGAAACUUUGGUAUCUGCUGCACAUUGUGGAAGAUUCUGGGGCAUGUUCUGUGGGUGGAACUCCCCUCUCGUUUGAUUUGCCAGCCUGGCCUCUUGGGCCUAGCUGUCACUCCAUUUGGACAGCUUGGGCACACUCUAGAAUGUAUCCAGCACUCCCUAUGGCAGGGUUGUACAGGGAAGAUCACUAUUGGCCAACAUGCUGCCUUGCAGGCGGUUUAUCUGCCAUUACCCCUGAUAAACUCUCAUGGAACUGCAGGGUUCCCAGGAACACAGUUUGCAAACCACUGAUUUAGAGGAGUGUGUGUGGAUUAAUUUACUGUUAUACACACAAAAUAUAUCUAUAUGUAUAUACUGUUUUCACUUACAGUCAAUGGAUAUUCUUUCAUUAUCCGAUGUCACCCCAAUAGAAAUAAGGAACCGAUCUUCCUUGAUGUAUCCACAGAAAUGCCAUUGAUCUUAACAGGUAUUGCAUUUCAACACUACAGGGAGGUGGAAGCCCCCUGCAUUUUAAUGGCAUUAAUUCCCUCAACAGUCUUUCCUCUGUCUGUAUUUUAUGCACAAUGACAACCAAGCAGAGUAAAUCUCAUUAAAUGACUGGUUAGACAUCACAUGUUGAUUCUUCCACUAAGGGGAAAAGGAAUCAGUCAACAGCUAUCUUCACAUCUUUAUCUGGAAGGCUGUAGUUUACAAUUCAGUUUCUCUCCCUCCUAACUAAACAACAACAACAACAACAACAACCCCAAGCAGGAAUGCUAGAAGCGAAAGUUGUUCUGGAAAAGCUGCAGAAAAGUUUAGAAUCUUGAAAGAUGUUUGUUAAAGAACUGCAUUUGCUGUCUAUGGCAAGAAAAAGACUAUGCAUGAAGAGUCCAUUAGGAAUGUGGAAAAGGAUUCUGUGAAGUGAUCAAAAGUAAUUUUGCAGCAGCAGGACAAGGUUAGACUUUGGAAGAAACUUAAAAGAUUAUAAAGCUCUUCAAAAAUAGGUAUCGCAGGUCUUAUUUCCUCAUCACGCAACCGUGUGGAGAAAUAAGUCAUGCUUAGAGGUUUCCUGGAGGCAUCUGGCUGGCCAUUGCUGGCUCAGUGAUAGUCAACUAGACCCUGGGUCUGAUCUGGCAAGACUCUUACAUUAAGUUAGGGCCCCCCAACCCUGGGUCCCCAGACGUUUGACUACAACUCCCAUCAUCUCCAGCCCCAAUGGCUGAAGGCCAUUGCAGCUGGGGAUGAUGGAAUUGCAAUCCAAUCACAUCUGGGGACUCAAGCUGAGAACCCCCUGCAUUAGGUGAUCCAAGUUGGUAGGCAGAUAGUGCAAGAUUCAAGGGAAAUAAUCCUUGAUGUAAAUUACAAAUGUUUGGGCAUGCCAAAUUGACCCCGGUCAUCACAUGCCAUAAUAUCCCAUUGCUCACACUCUCAGCACAUUGCCACUUCUGUUAAUUUACAUUGAAAUUUGCCGCUCUCUGCCUACCAGUUGCAUAUUGAUGAAAAAUGGUUUCCUAAACACUGGCGGUCAUUGGGAUCAGUGAGAAGCCCUAUUCACAUGUUACGCUUAAUGUGCAUAUAAUCAGUGUAUAGUAUACGUAAGUACAGCUCAGUGCACAUGUAAAAUUAUUCACAUAUGUUCAACACACAGUGUGGUACACUUCCUUUCUAUACCCUGCAUGGGGGGAGGAGUGGCUGUACCCAGGUUUUCUUUUAAAAUAAAUGCAUGUACUGUCAUUUUCACACAAAAAGUGCUCAUGUACAGACAACUGAAUGCAUAUAGAACAUAAUGUCUGAAUAGGGCUUUCAUGUGAAAUAUAUUUAGGUGCGAAUUGUCUGUCACAGGCACCCAUCCUAAGACAUUGCCCCAGAAAUCAUCCAUUAAAAUACAUUUGCUUGAC